UGCAGGAAGGACAGACACCAUCAUCCUCUCGGGAUGUGAAGGAAGGAGCAGACUUUGGGCUGCCAAGUCAGGAAGGGGGGAUUUAGGCUCUGGAGCAAAUGAAGAGACAAUUCCUCUUCACCAUCGACUGUUCUGGGGAGGAUUUUCCAGCAUGUGGCAGCAAGGAGGGGAAAGGAAGGAGCAUGAAGAGCCUGAGGAAGCUGGGAAGAGCCCAGGGGCUGGAGCAGCACAUGGAGGGUGGGCUUGGGCAGUGGUGCUUCACUUCUUCCUGGUCAACGUCCUCGUGAUGGGGAUGCUCAAGACCUUUGGGAUUUUCUUUGUGGCUUUCCGAGAGGAGGUGGGGGGCUCCUCUGAGCAGGUCAGCUGGAUUGGCUCCAUCAUGUCCUCCCUGCGCUUCCUAGGAGCCCCGCUCGUGUCCAUCGUGUGCCGGGGGCUGGGGGAACGUCCCACCUCCCUCCUCGGGGCCGGGCUGGUGGUUGGGGGGUGCCUGGUCAGCACCCAGGCCACCAGUGUCCCCUUCCUCUGCGUCUCCAUGGGACUCCUCCUGGGGCUGGGCUUUUCCUGCCUGUACCAGGCGGCCGCAGUGAUGACGGCCAAGCGCUGCCGGGCACGGCUGGGCUUCUCCAACGCCCUGGCCCGUUCUGGGAUGGGGCUCACCUUCCUCAUGGCACCAUUCACCCAGCUCCUCCUCGACUUCUAUGGCUGGCAAGGAACUCUCCUGAUUUUUGGAGGCAUCAUGUUGAACCUGGUGCCUUCCAGCCUGUUGCUGAGACCCAUCAGCACCCGACACUCCUCUGCCAAGACCCAAGACUGUGAGUCACCAAUGGCACAGAAGGACCCAGAAACUCCUGAUGGAUGUUUAGAUGGAACCACUGACAAGGAAUUACACCCUCACAAGGCACAGGAGCUUCCCACCACAGAGAGACUCCUGAUGUCCCACGGCAAAGAUGUCUCUGAUCCCACAAAUCCAUCUGCUUUGGGAAAGCUGGAGAAACCCACCCCAGGCAGAUCCUCACCAGAAACGGCCACAGGGGCCAAGAGAAGCAACAAACCCCUUUCAGCAACCAAAAAAGAAACUUCUCAGCCUCUCCUGGACUUGUCCCCCCUGAAGGAUCCCGUUUUCUUCAUCUUCACGUGGUCUUUUUUGUUCAGCCACCUGGCCUAUUUCGUGCCCUUCUUUCACCUGGUGGCAAGAGCCAGGACCCUGGGAAUGAGCAGCAUGGAUGGCUCCUACCUCAUCUCAGUGGCUGGCAUCACGGAGAUGCUGAGCCAGCUGCUCUCGGGCUGGGUGGCCGACCAGAACUGGACCAAGAAGUACCAUUUCCACGUGACUUACCUGGUCCUGAGCGGGGUCACAAACCUCCUGGGGCCCCUGGCCACGACGUUCCCGCUGCUCCUCGCCUACACCGUGGCCUUCUCCGUGUGCUGUGGGGGGUUCAUGGCUCUGGUGCUCCCCGUGCUGGUGGAUCUGGUGGGUGUGGAAAAGCUCCACAGCUACCUGGGGUUUGCUGCCUUCUUUGCAGGGAUAGCAGCCAUUGGAGGACCUCCUCUGGCAGGUUGGCUCUACGACUACACCCAGAGCUACGUGUGCUCCUUCCUCCUCGCCGGGGCCUGUGCCCUCCUCUCCCCCCUGUCCUUCUGCCUCGAGCCCUGGGCACAGAGAAGGAAGCUCAGCCCCAGGGCUGGCUGAAGGGGAAGGCUGGGCUGGAGCUGGACCCACAGAGGCAAAGCCAUGGCCAGCACGGCCCAGCUGUCCUGGGAAUACCAACACAGCAACAGUGGGAACGGGAAUUUCAGAGGAGAGGUUCAGUCUGAAUACCUGGGUAUUCCUCCUGAUUAGAUUCUGGGUUUAUAUCUGGAUAUUUCUCCCAAUUACCUUCACUUUGUAUAUCUGGAUAUUGCUCCUGAUUAGCUUAUGGUUUUGUAUCUAGAUAUUGCUCCUGAUUAGAUUCAGUCUGGAUAUCUAUCUGGAUAUUGCUCCUGAUUAGAUUAUGGGUUUUAUCUGGAUAUUGCUCCUGAUUAGAUUCAGUUUGGAUAUCUGGAUAUUGCUCCUGAUUAGAUUAUGGUUUUGUAUCUGGAUAUUGCUCCUGAUUAGAUUUAUUUUGGAUAUCUGGAUAUUGCUCCUGAUUAGAUUAUUGUUUUGUAUCUAGAUAUUUCUCCUGAUUAGAUUCAGCCUGGAUAUCUAUCUGGAUAUUGCUCCUGACUAGAUUAUGGUUUUUUACCUGGUUAUUUCUCCUGAUUAGAUUUAUUUUGGAUAUCUGGAUAUUGCUCCUGAUUAGAUUAUGGGUUUGUAUCUGGAUAUUUCCCCUGACUAGAUUCAGUCUGGAUAUCUGGAUACUGCUCCUGAUCAGAUUCUGUUUGGCUAUCUGGGUGUUUCUCCUGAUUGGAUUUUGUUUGGCUAUCUGGGUGUUUCUCCUGAUUGGAUUCUGUUUGGAUACCUGGGUGUUUCUCCUGAUUGGAUUCUGUUUGGAUACCUGGCUAUUUCUCCUCAUUAAAGCCACCCGAGGGAUUC
Messenger RNA from Pipra filicauda (Wire-tailed manakin), 2512 nucleotides. RefSeq names its product solute carrier family 16 member 4 (gene SLC16A4). The record is from RefSeq and is a predicted model, not a curated record. Gene Ontology annotation, biological process: monocarboxylic acid transport; transmembrane transport. Gene Ontology annotation, molecular function: monocarboxylic acid transmembrane transporter activity. NCBI's taxonomy places the organism in Eukaryota, Metazoa, Chordata, Aves, Passeriformes, Pipridae. The coding region runs from base 152 to 1690 and encodes 512 amino acids. The transcript has 9 exons.